CGCCAUACUUCGUGUACUUCCGGUGAAAAUAAGUUGUCAGUUUGACAUAUGCACCUUAAUCAUUAGGUAGGAAGAUAACCUAAACUGAAUGGGGAUACACUUCUGAAUUGUAAGGUAUAACCAAAUGAAGCUAUGAUGUCUAUUCUAACAUCAGAGAAAGCAGGUUACAUGACAGUGAAUGAAGUCACUGAAACAACAAGAACAAAUCUUGAUACUGGCCUGAAUGGAAGUGAAGUUAGUCAAAGGAGGAGUUACCAUGGUUACAAUGAAUUUGAGAUUGCUAAAGAGGAACCACUAUGGAAAAAAUAUUUAGGAGAGUUCAACAAUCCACUGAUAUUGUUGUUACUUGCUUCAGCAUUAAUUAGCCUCAUUAUGAAACAGUUGGAUGAUGCUGUUAGUAUAACAGUGGCUAUUAUAAUUGUGGUGACAGUAGCUUUUGUACAGGAGUACAGAUCUGAGAAAUCACUAGAAGCCUUGGCUAAACUUGUUCCUCCCCAGUGUCAUUGUUUGAGAAAUGGUCAGAUAGAGACAUUUUUAGCCAGAGAAUUAGUUCCUGGUGAUGUAGUACAUUUAAUGGUUGGAGACAGAGUUCCUGCAGAUCUUCGUCUUUUUGAGGCCAAUAAUUUAUUGGUAGAUGAAUCAAGCUUUACAGGUGAAUGUAUGCCAAACUUAAAGACGACAAAGGAAAUGAAGAAUGGGCAUGAAAAUGAUAAUGAGAUUCAAGAAUACCCUUGUAUAACAUUCAUGGGGACCAUGGUUAAUGCUGGCAGAGGAAAGGGUAUAGUAAUUGGUACAGGGGAAAAUUCUAAGUUUGGACAGCUGUUUAAAAUGAUGAAAGAAGAAGAGGUUCCAAAAACUCCCUUACAGAAGAGUAUGGACCUACUAGGGAAGCAGCUGUCAUUUUAUUCAUUCUGUAUAAUAGGUGUUAUAAUGCUGUUAGGGUGGCUACAAGGACGAGGUUUACUGGAAAUGUUUACUAUCAGUGUCAGUUUAGCUGUAGCUGCUAUACCUGAGGGCUUGCCAAUUGUGGUGACUGUUACUCUGGCUCUUGGUGUAAUGAGAAUGGCUAAAAGAAAAGCUAUAGUCAAGAAAUUACCAGUUGUUGAAACAUUAGGCUGUGCUACAGUAAUAUGCUCUGAUAAGACAGGGACAUUGACUAAGAAUGAAAUGACUGUUACCAGGAUCUAUGGAGCUGAUGGUAGUCAUGCAGAGGUGACUGGUGUUGGUUAUACUGCUGUUGGAGAGGUGAUCUGUAAUGGAGAUGUUGUAACUGAACAUUCACACUCUUCCAUUAGUAAGGUGAUUGAAGUAGGUGUAAUCUGUAAUGAUGCUGAGAUUUUACCUGAGGGUUUACAUGGACAGCCAACAGAGGGAGCACUAAUAGCUGCUGCAUGGAAGCUGAAUAUCCAUCAUAUACGGGACUUGUAUUUAAGACUCGAAGAAAUGCCAUUUAACUCUGACACCAAGUUUAUGGCAGUUAAGUGUACACCUAAAUAUGGAGAGACAAAAGAGUACAUGUUCUUUGUGAAAGGAGCCCUGGAAAGAAUUCUAAAUAAUUGCAGUAAAUUUUACAACCAAGGAAAUUUGGAAACAUUAACAGAAAAGCGUAUCCUUGAAUACAACCAUCAGGCAUCAGUCAUGGGGAGUUCUGGUUUGAGAGUAUUAGCCAUGGCUUAUGGACCCAGUAUGAACAACUUGGUGUUUGUUGGUAUGGUUGGUAUCAUUGAUCCACCUAGAGCUGGAGUAAAGCAAGCCAUUGAAGAGUUAAUAUCAGGGGGCGUGGCUGUCAAGAUGUUGACCGGUGAUGCAGAAGAAACAGCUAAAGCUAUUGCUGCUAGACUAGGAUUGUAUAAUGCUGGAAACAGAUGUUUGUCUGGUAAAGAAAUAGAAAACAUGGAUGCAGAUGAAUUGUCAAGGGUUAUAGACAGUGUUACUGUUUUAUAUAGGACAACGCCUAAAAAUAAAAAUAAAAUUGUUGGGGCAUUAAAACGAAAUGGUCAUGUUGUUGGGAUGACAGGUGAUGGUGUGAAUGAUUCUGUAGCUCUGAGAAGUGCUGAUAUUGGUAUAGCUGUUGGUUCAGGGACAGAUGUAUCAAAAGAGGCAGCAGACAUGAUUCUUGUGGAUGAUGAUUUCUCUGUUACACUGUCAGCAAUUGAGGAAGGAAAAUCUAUAUUUUAUAAUAUAAGAAACUUUGUCCGAUUUCAGCUUAGCACGAGUAUAGCAGCUUUGUCUUUGAUAGCAGUGUGUACUGUGUUCAAGUUACCUAAUCCAUUGAAUGCUAUGCAGAUAUUAUGGAUUAAUAUAAUAAUGGAUGGACCACCUGCACAGAGCCUGGGUGUAGAACCAGUGGACCAUGAUGUAAUCAAAAGACCCCCAAGGAAGGUCAAAGAUCCUAUAAUUACAAGAAGUCUGAUAGUUAAUAUACUUAUAUCUGCUACUAUCAUAGUCUCAGGAACACUCUGGGUAUUCUGGAGAGAAUUGAGUGACAAUAAAAUAACACCACGAGACACAACAAUGACAUUUACAUGUUUUGUAUUCUUUGAUAUGUUUAAUGCUUUAAGUUGUCGAUCUCAGACAAAAUCAGUGUUUCAAGUAGGACUAUUUACAAAUAAAAUGUUUGUGAUAGCAGUGGGAGGAUCAAUCAUUGGUCAGCUCCUGGUUAUAUAUUUUCCACCUUUACAGGCCGUUUUUCAAACAGAGGCACUUCAUUUAUCAGAUUUUGUUUUCCUGAUACUUUUAACCUCAAGUGUAUGUGUUGUAUCAGAAAUAAGAAAAUUUUUAUUCAGGAAAAGAGGACGGUCUCUUUAUGAAGAAGAAAAAGAUAUACACUUUAUUGUGUAAUCAAAUUAUACUGUAUUUUAUGUUGAAUUGUAACUAAAUUAGAAUGUUAAAAGUUAUUUUUACAAACAUUCCUAUUUUUUUAAUAUGUACAAAGUAAAUGCUGUAAAACUGGUCAAUAUAAAAAAUGUUAAAGUAGAAA
Mytilus californianus (California mussel) is the source of this 2980-nucleotide messenger RNA. Its product is annotated as calcium-transporting ATPase type 2C member 1-like. Gene Ontology annotation, cellular component: Golgi membrane; plasma membrane; endoplasmic reticulum. Lineage: Eukaryota; Metazoa; Mollusca; Bivalvia; Mytilida; Mytilidae. Gene Ontology annotation, biological process: intracellular calcium ion homeostasis; manganese ion transport; calcium ion transmembrane transport. The coding region runs from base 133 to 2841 and encodes 902 amino acids. Gene Ontology annotation, molecular function: ATP binding; P-type calcium transporter activity; ATP hydrolysis activity. The transcript has 23 exons. The record is from RefSeq and is a predicted model, not a curated record.